UUGUGUCCAAACGAAAGUGGCUGAAAAUUUGUGUCGCUGCUGGUAACGCAUUAAUAUAAUCCAUUGCCCCGAAGCCUAAUCCGCGCAAACCGGUGUACUUCGGAGGCAAUGGAUAAACUAAAUCCAUUCGGGCCACUUCAACGUGCGGUGGAGGCACUGAAGACGACGGAAUGUAGUGCGAAGGAAAAGGUCGCCCACUUUGGGCAGAUUAGUGAAACCAUUAUCAGCAUCCGCCCUGGCACGUCUACUGCCAAUUCCGCCAGUUAUUAUGGCCACCUUAGCAGUGCGAUUGCGGUGUUUAUUUUGUUCUGCGAGGAAUCGGAGUCGGGCGUUCGGAUGGCAGCGGAGGAAAAUUUGGCUCGGGUCGUCCGUCACUGUGAAUCGACCGGAAACAUCAUCCGGGUGCAGCGAGAUCUGUACCAUGAGAUCAAGAAAAAUGGCAAUGAACGGUCCCUUCGCAUUGCACUGAACAUUUUCGCCCACUACUGUGACACCAUACGACAGCGGAAGGCGCGGACAUACGCACAGAAUUUGCUGCCCUGCAUUUAUUCCAUUUCGAAGCGACGAGAACCGGCCCUACUGGAAUGUUUGUGCACAUUUACGGAGGUUUUCUGUCGACAGUUGGAGAGCUACCUGACCGACGGGGAGGUGCUGAAGAUGACCGAACUGUUUCUCGAAGACCUUGGCUCCGAUUGUGCCACCAAGCGACGUUGUGCAGCCCGAAAUACGCUAACCUUUGUGCUGGGCUCCCGUAAUCCGGAAUUCUACGCCAAUAACGCUUUUAACCGGUGCAUCGAGCAACUGCUCAAGUGUGGCCAGCUGCAACAGCAACCGAACACCGUCCUGGGAGUGAUGGGAUGUUUCCGCGCCAUUUUACCGAUCGUGCUGCGUAACUGCAGCAUCGAAAAGGCCAUCGAAACGUUCGAUCUUUGCUUACACUUUCUGCGCGAAGGAACGCACACGAUUAUCAACGCAACGCUAGAGGUACUGCUCGUCAUUUUGGCCAACGUUCAACCGGCCGUGCGGAAGGUGCUGCUAUCGGAACAGUGUGAACACCGCCGAAUGCUUUUGAAACGGAAGACACUUAAGAAUUCCAUUUUCAAGCUUAAUCCCAGCGAAAGUUUACUCUCCUCCCGAAAGUCCAGCACCGACGCACGGUCGGAUCAUUUGCUGCGGCCGGGAACGCUAGCACUUACCUCGACGCCAAUAAAGUUUCCGCCUCCAAUAGACGACCGCUCUCUCGCGUCGGCUUCCGAUAUCGAGCUAGAUUCGUUGAAAAGUAUGGAUCUGGACACGGAAAGUCGCACCGCACCGGCGCUUCAGCUAGAAUGCUCCGGAUCGUUGGAUGCGAGUGCCGGCUCCUCCGUUGCCGCACCUGCCCCGGACACACUGUCCCUGAAAAGCCAAAAGUCAACCGAUUCCAUCGGAUCGUUUCUGAACACACUGCUUACCAACUCGAAUGCGGCCGAAUCGGUGACAAAGUUUUUCCGCAAAUCUCUCGACAAACCCUUGCCGGACGAUGGGGAAGAGGAUCGGCUAUCGAUGGACUCGAUGGCCAGCAGCCACAUGUCGUCGAAUGCGGAAACGGUUCGAGCGGAGUUGGACGUGACGUUGGAAAUCGAUCUUGACGACACUGAUCCGGCAACGGUUGUGCAAGCGAUCCAACCGGUUCCAACCCCAACUCCCUCCCGGGACACCCUGGAUGUACCGAUUAGCAGUUCGAUGAUUGCUGACGAGCCCCCAGAAAACACGAAGGAGCUUUUCAUCGGCGCAAUCUACGAUCAAAAUCUGCUAGAAUUUACCACGCGCCUAGUAUGCUCUCGGUUUCUUCUUUCCGGCAGCCGGUACGUUCUGAUUCCGGACUCGAUCGUACGCGUGUCGGUCAAGAGUCUGGCGAUGCAGAUUGUAGCGGCGUGUGUUAGACUAAAGCCCGAGCUUCUUUGCCUUCCGCUGGAGAAGGAUGCCUUCCGGGAGGAGUACGCGGUGGUGGAAAUUUUGAACCUCGAGGACGCUAUAAACGAACUCUCACAGGAAGCUAGUGGUGGUGAGGAUCAACCGGAUGCCACCGGUGCCACAGCGACACCAUUGCAGGAAGAACAGGAAUCUGGUUUGCUGGAAAUGAAGGAAGAUCACUUUGGGGAAUGUACCAGCACGACGUACUUCGAGUACUUUUCUCCGAUGUCACUUAGUCUCGAUCAGGGAUUAAAAUCCAAACUGAAAUCGAUCGAAGAAAACUUUUCGAUCGAUAACAAUGAAAAGCUUAGCCGGGAUCUCGACGCGAUCCUUUCACAAUCGGAACCCGGACCAGCGUCAGUGUCGGCUCUAACAGGACCGUCUGCUGGUGCUGUACGUCGACGGGAACUGCUGGUUGUACCGAAGGUAAUAACAGCAGCGAGGAAUGACGCCCGCCAAGGCCGUUCGGGUGAGGCGGAAAGUGAUAAGGUGCUAACGGCAAUGUCGGUGUCUGAUCGCAAGGAGUUUGAGGAUGAACAGCAACAGUUGCUGGCCGAUGUGUUGCUGUUUUACGAUAGCCCAGACCCGACCCUACGAGGCAAUGUGCAAUUGAUAGUUGGUAAUUUCAUGAGGGCUGCAAUCGAAUCCGCUGGAAGCUAUCAUGAAUUUAUUCGUUCAAAGAUACCUCCAACAAUGCAAGCUUUUCUAAGCGGAGACAAAAUGCUACAAGCAGUCAUAAUGGGACUCUCGGAUGAAAUUCAUACCGUAAUAAACCAAGCUCUCUCGUCGGUGGAACUAUUUUUCAACAAAUACUUACAAAGCCAAUCCACUUGUAUCCCGAACGAGCGUACCAAAAACCGUCUUGGUCAAUCGCUCGCCUCGGGUAUUCCUUUCCGGUCCACUGACACGAACGUCUUUUUGAACGACCAUUCAACAACUUCAUCUGCGCCAUCGGGAACGUCCCAUCUAUUCGACGUCAUCCUGGAUCGAUUGAUGCUUCUGACAAACAACAAAUACUGGCUCGUCCAGUGCAAACUGUUCGAUGUGAUGGUCCAGCUUGACUACGACUGUAUCCGAGCGCUCGGUCUUCAGGGAGACCUUUUCCAUGGCGACUGCCUUGAUCAACUAUUAGCCGGGCUAGGUGAUGGAGAUGUUCGUGUACGUAACCAUGCGGGGGAAAGAUUACUCCAGUUGAUAGAACGUAGUGCGAAUGAUAAAACCGUGCGAAGUCCAUCGGAACCAAACCAGACCGUCGUUGGGGAUUUCGUCAAUCAGUACGUUCUCAGUUCGUUUGCGGUCCCUUUCGACCGAACGAGUUACCAGUUGCCGCAUCAUUCCGUCGAGCGAGGGCGCACACCGGCCACGGUCGGUCGCGUGCUGUAUAGGAUAAGCAAUUUACUGUUGAAAAUCAGCGAUAAAAAUCUUCAGUCCGGUAUUAUCAACUUCUUACGGCUGUUUCUCUCCAAGCACAAUCCGUUCGAUUACGUGGAGUUAUGGAAUGAGUACAAUCUGGUUAAUGUGCUACUCAGCCUGUUGAUGGAGAUGAAUGGACACGUGUUGGAUAUGACUGUCCACACUGAUUUACUGCGAAUAUGUUCGCAGCUGCUUGUUGUGGUUGUUUCCAGUCGUCCGGCAAGUACGAGCGCAGAUUAUGAAGUGAUAAAUAAGUUUAUUAUUCAUCUGCUGAAGUUGCUGAACAUUUAUCACCAUUUGUUCGCUAACAUCACGCCAAUCGUCAUCAACCGCGUGCAAAAGACCGACAUCUUUAUGAACACCAAAGAGCUACAACAGAUCAACUGCUUCGGGUACUUUGGCAGCGAUCACGCGUGCAUGAAACUGUUCCAUCAGGUUCGCAGCUCGCUCGAAAGCUACCGUAUGACGAUCAAUGCUGAGGCGGGCCAAAAACUGUUCGACUAUCUUCGGGCGGCUCUCGAGGCCCUCUGGACACUGUUGGAGAUGAAAACCCUCUCAACCAUGACAAACGGUAUGAAGUUUCUGGAGGAAGUGCUACGCUAUCUGCAGUCGUUUCUCACGCUGCAACCGGACCACUGCAUCCGAUGUACGCGCUUUCUACUGCGCUUCAUUUUCCACGCAAACUACGUCAAUCGCACCGCGGAAGUGGCGUACUUCCGCAAGGCGGCUUGCUUUCCCGAUGAUGCUCCAGCCGAAAUGCCAUCUGAAGAAUUUUUCGUGCGAUAUUACGAUUUCUGCAAAGCGAAAUCGAAACCCGUCCUGGCGGAGGUCGGUGCGUACGUGAAACUGUUCGAGCCGCUGGUGAUAACGUGCUUGAAGAUUUUCUCCAAAGUUGGCUCGCCGGUUCAGGCCAGCAUAUUGGAGAUGUUGUGCCAGCUGUUGGAUUUUAACAUCAACUAUCAGCUGCUCGAUGCGAGCAGCGCGUUCGUCGAGUCGAUCUUCAAACACAUUGAACACAUCGAGCGGGGAACGGUGGAUGAUUCGGAGGCUUUAAUGCGGCAGGUGGUACGGUUCCUGUUCCAGCUGACCGGGUUGGUACGCGAGAAGCCGCUGGUGACGAUUCCCAAGAUUAUCAACAUUUGUGACAACCUGCUGGCGAACAACACGGUUCGCCGAACGGCACUCGCCUCCGUGCAGGCCCUUUCACACGAAGUGUUCCUGUUGCGUCCGCUCGGGAAAAGUUUGACCCAGAAGGUGUUCGAAGAAGCCGAGUGUAGCACGCAGAAGGAGGUAGUGCUCAACAUGCUGAUUAAAUUCCCCGACGAGCUCGCGGUGUACCGGAUCGUGCCGAUGAUAAUGUCCGGUGAGCGGCUGCACGAAAGAGACGCCACUCAGGUGGCCAACUGUGAGUUGGACAUUUUGACCGCUUUGUUGCAGGUGCUGCGGGAAGGAAAACUCGUGAUGAAAAUCGAUCAAGAUUAUAACACCGUCCUGCGGUUGAUGGAGUGUUUCAGUAGGAAUGUUUUGCUGGAAAGUAAAACCGUUCUGAGGUUCGUGGAAAUCCUGUACACAACCAUCGCCAACGAGUCCUGCACGGCCCUUCAGCGGGUGAUCUACGGAGAGCUGAUCGUGAGGCAGGUUUUGACCCGAACAGAGGAACGAUUUCUCUUGCAUCAUGUUGGACUGUACCUCCGGAAAGCACGGGCAGGGAUUGAAGAUGAAACCACGGAAUCUCCCGAGGCUUGUACUGGUGAGGAUCGACCUGACGAUGUUGUCCAACAGGCGGUUCCAAGUUUGGUGCGGGUGCUGGUGCAAUAUUUGCGUGAAUGUUUCACCACCCUCGAGGAGCUUCAGUUAACGCACAACGCGUCGGAAGAAAUGAUACAAUUUUCCAGAGAUUCGGUCACGCGAUACCUGGAUACGCUCACCAGUAUGAUCGCUUUCCACGAGAUCAGUCGUGUUCUGGCGGAACAAAUACCACUGGAAAUAAUUCACUGGAGCACCCUGCCGGAACCGGUCGUUCGAUCGUUGGUGGGUUUACUGAUAAAACACAACUUCGACACGGAGCUUGUACUAUCGUUCGUCCGCAACGAUUCUUAUAACGUCCGGAACGACCGUUCGGUUCGCGUGCUGGUCGAGAUGCUGCUUGAACAUAAACCAAACGAAAGCAAAUGGGAUCGAUCCGAGAUCCAAGCUCUUAUUUCGUCCGAAACACACCUGCUGGUCACCUAUUUCCAUCCGCUUCUGCUGUGUCACAUCACGGAUGAGGAGUUUUCAAAAGUAAUCGUCAAAACCAUCCUCUCGGGCAUCGAAGGAAAACUGUCGAGCGUACAUUUUACACUGCUAGAAAAAUCCCCUCUAACGACGCUCUCCAUUAUGUGCAAUCGAUUGACGGAUAUGCUUGGCACGACGAACAUCGUGUCUUCGCGGAAUGCCGCUCUCAUCCUCAGUCACAAGCUUGAUGCGUUGGUUCAACUCGGUGCUGAAGGGUUACGUGAUAGCGGUGUGCUGGCCGUUCUACCGGAGAAUGAUUUCGUGCAUCUUUACUCGAGUUUCACGAUCGAUCGAAGGCGAAAGUUUCCCAAACUUUUCAAAACCCUUUCCCAACUCAAGGCGUAUUACGAUGCGAGCAGUGAGCAGUUGAAGAUGAUGUCACUCACGACAGCUCCAAACAUUAACCUGCAGGCGCUAAGAGAUCUCCCGGUUGAUGAAGGAUGGUACCUGCGGCAGAUGGCGCACCAUUGCACCGGGGACUCGUACACCAAGCCACGAAACAUUGCACGUAUGCUACACGAACUCAAAUCGGAGACCAAGCUCAUCAAUCUGCUCUCCAGUGCGUCACUGAACGUGCGCCUGUUGCGGGAUAUAAUUUCGGUUGCGUUCGAAAACAUGUUUCACGCAUUCCGUGUCGACUGUGUGCAGUUUAAUCCGCAUCUGAACUACCUGAAGGUACACCCAAUGCUAAAGGUUGCGCUUAUCGUGUUGAUGCGGAAGUUGGCCGAUUUCGGCGUACAGUCAAAAAAGGAAGACACGACGGCGAAGGCGAGCUGUGCCGAAUCCGCCAUCUGUUUCCUCGAGUACCUGACCCGGCUGGAGCAUCUCUGUCUGUUCUACAUCGAGGGCCGGCUCAUCGAUCGCUUCGUCAAGGAGCAUCUGCUGAAGUCGAACUUUUUCGAAACACUGCUCUCCUUCGGUAGUGUUUGCGCCAGAGCUGUCCAGCAGGAACCACCGGAAAAUGUAACCCGCAUCGAGCUGUACCUCCGGUGCAUUGGGGCCAUCCUAAACCAGCGCUAUCUGUGGAAUGAGCUCAACCAAAACGAUCGCUACCGGGACAGUGUUGUGCUGUAUGUCGACGUUGUGUACACCCUGCAAGAACGAUCACUUGUCGACGAGCAGCACUUUGUACGGCGGCGCCUGCCGGAAGUGUUCCAACCGUUCGUUGAACAGAGUCAAGAGAGCGCAAUGGAUAUCUAUCUGAAGGUGAUUGCCAUAGCGGAACUUAUCACCGACCGGAGCGUGAUGCGAAAGAAACUUUCCACAAGCGGACAACUGUUUCGACUGAUCGAAACGGUAACGAUCUCGCUGCUUAAGCUCGAUCGAUUCUAUGCGUACGCCUUGACCCCGGUUGAGCUGUACGAUUGCUACCAAACGCUCGAUGCGCAGGAGAAUGGCCACCCGAAGCUACCGACCAUACCGAUCGAGCAUUUGUACGACGUGGAACUUUUAGAGAUGUUUUUAAAGAGGACUAACAUCUUCGGUUUCUCGUCGAGGCAACAGUUUGAGGAGCUCUUCAUGGCCAUGAUGGUGCUGCUAAAUCGCACGGAAGAUCCACUGUUUGUGAGCCUGUUGGAGCAGCGGGAAAUCAAGCAUAUGUGCCUGCAGGCGGUGAUGGGUUUGCUGCUGUCGUGCUACCGCUAUCCCUGGAUUGGUUUUAGCGAAGGCAAAUUCCAUCACUCUACGCGCAACCCCAAAAUUAGAUGUGAUACAAUUGGAUUGAAAAAGCUGCACAACAUUCAACUAUUCAUUCCACUGAGCAACGUAUUUUACCAACCGAAUCUGGAGCGCCGUUUGGUGAUCACGGUUUCGGACGACCUGCACUCGACGGAUGAUAGUAGCGUCGGAACGGUUCGGUUCGAUCGGAACCAGCUGUCGUUGGAUUACUUCUGGGAGAUCAUCGAAACCACGAUCAACCAUGGCCAAGGAGCAGGAGCGAGUAGCCCAGGAGAAACGUUGGUUGUUCGUAACAGAAGGUAUUUUGUGGAGAAGAUGAACAUCGACGUCACAAGCUCGAUGCAACUGAUCUACGACGUGUUGAAGCAACUGAUCGAGGAUGAGCCGGCGCUGGUGUUACCACAUUUGGUUUAUUUCUGCGAGAUCGUCGAUAACCGUGAGCAGAUCUAUUGGUUGAAUCAGCUCCUUUUGAAGCUGCAAGAGCGAGUUCCGAUGGAGGAUACGCUCUCGCAACAGCACAUCAUAUAUCUGCUGUGUCGCUUGGCCGCCCUUCUCGUGCCAACCAUUGCUGAGCUAACGCACCUUUGCACGAUCAUCCCGACGUAUCUGAAGAGCACCCAGCUGUACAUCCGAAAUGCAACCCUGCAAGGGUUAAUCUGCCUGCUGGAAUGUUUGGUAAAGACCAAUUCAUCGAUCGGUGCACUAAACGACGAGCUGCAGCUGCUGCGAAACGUGAUCGUGAACUAUGUCGUGAAGCACGGUAUCAUCGAGGAAAGCUCGGGAGCCUUCAGCGAUCUGCACACGAAGCUGGUGUGGACGCUAAACUUCUACCUGAUCGAACACACGUCCCGGUUUGUGUCGGAUUGCAAUCUCCUGUCGAACAGCAUCAUCUCGGCGAAUAACAUUCUCAAACGGACGACCAAUUUGGAGAUCUAUUUGUGUAUUUUGAAUGGUCUAGAGCGAUUGGUUAUCAGUAAACGGGUGGCACGCUCGCUACAUGAGAAGAUCGAAAAGCUCGCCAUUGAUCUGGUGAAGAUCGACAAUGAAAUGUUUUCCCUUUCGGCCCUCAAGCUCCUGGUUACGUGCGUCUACACCAGUUGCAACGAACAGCUGGAAAGCACGGAACGGUGCAAUGGGAUCGUGCAGGACGAGCCGGACAUUAUCGUGCAGCAGAUCGACAAGAUCGAGAUUCUGUUCGCCAAGAUUCGCACCACCACACCCCAGGGUGCCCGAGUGUUUGGCGAUGUGCUGUGCCAGCUGAUACGUGAUCUGCUGCCGGCGAACGAAAUCCUCACGAAGGUCUUUAAGGAGCUGAUGCUGAACCAACCGAACCCGGACAUAAUCGCUGGCGUCACCUUCCAGCUGUUCCGCUCGGCCAUCGAUGCUUCGUAUCUGACGCUUCUGCAAGAGUGGCUGCUCUGCUCGUUGCCGAACUUUCUCGCGUUUCCGCAGGUGAACAAGUCGGUUUGGUGCUUGACCGUCAUCUUUCUGUCGGCUUCGCUUAACCAGCAUCUGAUCAAGCUGCUACCGGAGGUGCUCUCGUUGCCUUCGUACCAGCAGUUGAACGAGCGUGAAAUUAACAACUUCAUCGUAUCCGCCAGGGACUUCUACCAUCGGCUAGACGCGGGCGGUGGCCAGCGGGCAAAAUUUAAAGAAAUAUUCCAACAGCAUGAUUCCUUCGUAUUCCAAAGUCUCGUACAGUGCUUGUAAGCUGGGUAACUUAAGCGGGCUCUAGAUUAGGAUGGUUCGUUUCCUAAUCCUCCGCUUUUAUAGUGCAAAUUAUUCUUAUUAUUAAAUACACUCUACACUUCAUGUUAUCACAACUUUAUCGUUACUUUUAGGCUGUUAAUUUAUCCUGUUAUUUUUGAGCUU
Molecule: messenger RNA, 9189 nt
Organism: Anopheles coustani
Lineage: Eukaryota; Metazoa; Arthropoda; Insecta; Diptera; Culicidae
Gene: htt
Product: huntingtin
Exons: 8
Coding region: 109-9027 (2972 amino acids)
Cellular component (GO): nucleus; cytoplasm
Source: RefSeq, a predicted model, not a curated record